GUCCCCCAACCCUGCACUACCCCUACACAUACUCCAUGGAUGGGUCUCUGCCACUGUGAUACCCCCCCAAAAUCUCUCCCUUUAUCCUUCCCCUUUCAGGAGUCAUGCCCCCAUGAACCCUAAAGCUUUGCCCCCUCCACAGGAUGGCAGAAGGUCCACAUUCCAACUCCACCUUCCCACGCCCAACCUUCUUCAUACUGACUGGCAUUCCGGGGCUAGGGCCUGCCCAGGCUUGGCUGACACUGGUCUUCGGGCCCAUGUAUCUGUUAGCCCUGCUGGGCAAUGGAGCACUGCUGAUAUUGGUGCAGUUAGAUUCCACACUGCAGCAGCCCAUGUUUCUACUCCUGGCCGCACUGGCAGCCACAGACCUGGGCUUAGCUACAUCUAUAGCCCCAGGGUUGCUUGCUGUGCUGUGGCUUGGGCCCCGGCCUGUGCCAUACAGUGCCUGCCUGGUCCAGAUGUUCUUUGUUCAUGCACUGACUGCUGUAGAAUCUGGUGUACUGCUGGCCAUGGCCUGUGAUCGUGCCGUGGCAGUAGGGCGUCCACUGCACUACCCUCUCCUAGUCACCAAAGCCCGUGUAGGCUAUGCAGUCCUGGCACUGGCACUGAAAGCUGUGGCUAUUGUUGUGCCUUUCCCUCUGCUGGUGGCGCGAUUUAAGCACUUCCAAGCCAAGACCAUAGACCAUGCCUACUGUGCACACAUGGCGGUGGUAGAACUGGUGGUGGGCAACACACGGGCCAACAAUUUGUAUGGGCUGGCGCUUUCACUGGCUGUGUCUGGUAUAGAUAUCCUGGGCAUCACUGGCUCUUAUGGGCUCAUUGCUCAUGCUGUGCUGCGGCUGCCUACCCAGGAGGCCCGUGCUAAGGCCUUUGGCACAUGUAGUUCCCACAUAUGUGUCAUUCUGGCCUUCUAUGUACCUGGUCUCUUCUCCUACCUCACACAUCGCUUUGGUCGUCACACUGUCCCAAAGCCCGUACACAUCCUUCUCUCUAAUAUCUAUUUGCUGCUGCCACCUGCCCUCAACCCACUCAUCUAUGGGGUCCGCACCAAGCAAAUCAGGGACCGACUCCUGGAAAUCUUCACAUUCAGAAAAAGCCAGUUCUAAUGGGCAAAAAAAAAAAAAAAAAAAAAA
Prionailurus viverrinus (fishing cat) is the source of this 1133-nucleotide messenger RNA. Its product is annotated as olfactory receptor 52W1. Gene Ontology annotation, biological process: G protein-coupled receptor signaling pathway. The record is from RefSeq and is a predicted model, not a curated record. Lineage: Eukaryota; Metazoa; Chordata; Mammalia; Carnivora; Felidae. Gene Ontology annotation, molecular function: olfactory receptor activity. The transcript has a single exon. Gene Ontology annotation, cellular component: membrane. The coding region runs from base 144 to 1106 and encodes 320 amino acids.